UUGUGACUUAAAAUUCUGAGAAAAAACUGGUAACUAGUUCAAAAUCAUAGAAACCAUGAGUUAAUGACAAGACGAAGACGAGACUUCACACUCUGAGUCGUUGCAGGACUUGCUCAUUAUAUAUCAAAUAUUAGUUUUUAUCAUCACAACCCUCCUCAAAAUGUUAUGCUGGUUGGCUCUAAAUAUUGCAGUAGUGUUCAUAUUGAGACCGUGAUCAUCAUUCGUGAUCUCUCUUACUUUUCUAUCUUCUUUGUUCUCCACAUAUGUUAAGGCACAUAUUAACAAUGGUAACAAGUCGAUUUUUCCUCUUGCAAACAAGGUUGUUGCUGGUAUACUACUGUUGUAUUGCUAGCUUUGCUAUAGUGGUAGCAGUACAAACCAGCGAUGUCUCCACAGAUGAGUCUGCUCUUCUUUCUCUCAAAGCCAGCAUCACCAUUGAAGGUCAAAACAUGAUCUUCACCGACUGGUCCACCAACAACAUUUGCAACUGGGCUGGGGUUACUUGUGGUGCAAGCCACCGUAGAGUCGAGGUCUUGGACCUGUCUUACUUUGGUCUUUCAGGCACCAUUCCUGCGGAGCUAGGUAACCUGUCAUUUCUUGUUGAUCUGGACUUCACAAAUAACAGCUUCCAAGGUCCCUUGCCCCAAGAAUUGUCUCGUCUACACAGGUUGAAGUUCCUUAGCUUUGGACUCAACAACUUUGGGGGAACAAUUCCAUCAUGGUUUGGGUCCUUGUCCAAACUUCAAACCUUGGAUUUGUACGGUAAUCAAUUUUCAGGUUCCAUGCCCGCUGCCAUCUUCAACUUAUCUGCACUACAAGUAAUAGAUCUCAAAAAUAAUAAUCUAUCGGGUAGCAUACACAAGAAUAUUGGGAACUUGACUCGCAUAAGAAAGAUUUAUCUUGGUAACAACAAUUUGACAGGUACUAUACCACAUGGAGUAGGUGAUCUUCCAAAUCUACAGAUUUUGUCACUCAUGGGUAAUAAUCUUAAUGGCCUCGUCCCAUCCACAAUCUUCAACAUGUCCACAAUAAGAGUGAUAUCUAUUAGUAGUAAUAAUCUCUCAGGUAGCUUCCCAACAAACAUAGGCCUUGGAUUUCCAAACAUACAAGAGUUUUAUGCAUCGAGUAAUAAACUCAGUGGAGUAAUUCCCAAAUCCAUCUCGAAUGCUUCUAAGCUCACUGGCCUAGACCUGGGAGGUAACUCAUUUUAUGGCUCUAUACCUAGCUCGCUUUGUGCCUCACCAAACCUUGAGCGGCUGGUCUUGGAAUCGAACAACUUGACGAUUGACAAAUUUACUCCAGAAGUAAAUAUACUCUCUUGCUUAGCCACUCUUACAAAGUUGAGAAAAUUAUGGCUGUCUGACAAUCCACUAAAUGCCAUGCUUCCAUUUUCUCUUGGAAAUCUCUCUACAUCACUUGAAUAUAUGAUAUUAAGGAAUUGCAACAUGUCGGGUAAGAUUCCGAAUGAUAUUGGCAACUUGAGCAGCUUGAUCUUCUUAGACUUCGGAUUGAAUGAAUUGAGUGGAUCAAUUCCAACUACCAUAGGAAGACUACAAAAACUUCAAGUUUUUAACUUGAGUAACAACAUAUUGCAAGGAUAUGUUCCAGAUGAACUUUGUCAGCUGAAAAACCUAGGUGACUUGCUUCUGCAAGGCAAUCAACUCUCUGGUUCUAUACCUUCCUGCUUAGGUGAUCUAAAUGCAUCUCUAAGAAUUCUAUCACUAGGGUCCAAUUUGUUAACUUCAACAAUACCAUCUACCUUGUGGAGGCUUACUUAUAUCCUACACUUGGACUUGUCAUCCAAUUCUCUAAGUGGACUUCUCUCAGAAGAGCUUGGUAAUUUGAAAGUUGUGACAGAUAUAUAUUUAUCAAACAACCAUUUUUCGGGUUCGAUACCAAUUAGCAUUGGAUUUCGCACAGAUCUUGUCAUUCUCAACCUAGCAAACAAUAGUUUAGAAGGCUCUAUUCCUGAUACUUUUAUUGGAUGUCCAAGCUUAGAAUUCUUGGAUUUAUCCAAAAACAAUCUGUCAGGGGUGAUUCCAAAGUCUCUACAAUCACUUUUAUAUCUCAGAUAUUUGAAUUUGUCCAUCAACAGACUCCAUGGAGAAAUUCCAGAAGGUGGAGCUUUCGAACACUUGUCUUAUGAAUCAAUCUUCUCGAAUGGUGAACUCUGUGGUUCACCCCACCUGCAGGUUCCACUGUGUCCAAGUUCAACGAGAAGUACUCCACUGUGUCAAAAUAGAUGCAUUACUAUUUUGAAGUGUAUUAUUCCAGGGAUCCCCUUAGCAAUACUCAUAGUGGCCUUCAUAUGGAGAUUGAUACUGCAUAGAAAAAGGAAUGCAAAAGCUGCAAAAGUGACUACAUUGUUACCACCACAACCUCUUUGGAGAAGAGUUUCAUACAAAGAACUCCGAAGGGCGACAUAUGGAUUUGCUGAAACUAACUUACUUGGCACUGGGGGUCUUGGCUCGGUUUAUAGAGGGACACUGUCAGAUGGGAUUUUAGUGGCCAUUAAGGUAUUCAAUGUACAGUUGGAAGAGGCUUUGACAAGUUUUGACAUGGAAUGUAAAAUGCUAAGUACUAUACGUCAUCGAAAUCUUAUCAAAAUCAUCAGUUGUUGCAUUGAUAUUGAUUUUAGAGCUUUGGUACUUGGCUACAUGCCUAAUGGGAGCCUUGAGAAGUGGUUGUACUCUGAUAACUUUUCGCUGAGUAUCCUGCAGAGGUUGAAUAUUUUGAUAGAUGUUGCAUUGGCAUUGGAAUACCUCCAUCAUGGUUACGAAACAACGAUUGUCCAUUGUGAUUUGAAGCCCAGCAACAUACUACUAGAUGAUGAUAUGGUUGCACAUGUUGCUGAUUUUGGCAUUGCGAAGCUCUUAGGUGGAGGAGGUUCUAUGUCUCAAACCACGACCCUAGCUACAAUUGGGUAUAUGGCUCCAGAGUAUGGAAUGGGAGGAAUAGUUUCCAGAAGAGGGGAUGUGUAUAGUUUUGGUAUUAUACUGAUGGAAACAUUCACAAAAAGGAAGCCAACAGAUGACAUGUUUGUUGGACAAAUGAAUCUAAAGCAAUGGGUUGCAAAUUCAUUGCUUUCGGAUGCAAUAGUUGAAGUUGUGGAUUCCAAUUUAAUUGGGACUCAAGAAGAAGAUGAAGAUUUUGUGAGCAAGAGGUAUUGUUUGUCAUGCAUUAUGAAUUUAGCCAUGGCUUGUUGUGAAGAAUCACCAGAAAAUAGGAUGAAUAUACAAGAUGCUCUCUCCACGCUCAAUAAAAUCAAAAAAAAGUUUUUGAAAGACACUGCAGGAGGUAUGCUACCAAACGUCCUCUUGUUCAGCAGACGUUCCAUUGAGGAAUUCUAUAGCAUAUUUCAUGGCUUUUAAUUCACUCAUAUACGUAAUUAUGUAAACUAUUGUUGUAAUACUUGUAAACUUUGUU
Rosa chinensis is the source of this 3426-nucleotide messenger RNA. Its product is annotated as receptor kinase-like protein Xa21. Gene Ontology annotation, molecular function: ATP binding; protein binding; protein kinase activity. The transcript is spliced from 4 exons. Gene Ontology annotation, cellular component: plasma membrane. The record is from RefSeq and is a predicted model, not a curated record. The coding region runs from base 264 to 3371 and encodes 1035 amino acids. Lineage: Eukaryota; Viridiplantae; Streptophyta; Magnoliopsida; Rosales; Rosaceae. Gene Ontology annotation, biological process: protein phosphorylation.